Molecule: messenger RNA, 1416 nt
Organism: Colletotrichum truncatum
Lineage: Eukaryota; Fungi; Ascomycota; Sordariomycetes; Glomerellales; Glomerellaceae
Product: amino acid transporter
Biological process (GO): amino acid transmembrane transport
Molecular function (GO): L-amino acid transmembrane transporter activity
Source: RefSeq, a predicted model, not a curated record
AUGGGAAACGAAGCCGAAGCCAUGAGGGCGCCAGUCGACCCCGAACACCAAACAACGCGCGACGAGCCUAUCGGCUCCAAAUUGGCCCAAGGACAGCUCCCCGUAGCCUCAUCCUCAAGCCACAUUGGCGGCAUCAUGGAACAGGAUGAGGGCGAGUUGAUCAACUUCAAGACGCUGAAUUGGCUUCAGGGAGGUAUCUUGCUUGUGGCAGAGACGGUCUCUCUGGGAAUCCUUUCCCUCCCGUCAGUUCUUGCCACGGUAGGCCUGGUACCCGGUAUCAUUCUCAUAUGUGUGAUGAGCGCAUUGGCGACUUACUCUGGAUUACUACUUGCCGAGUUUCGCAAGCAAUAUCCCUUUGUCAGGAACUUUGGAGAUGCGGUUGAACUCAUUGGAAGGCCGAUUGGCAUGGGUGGCAUCUUCCGCGAGGUCUUUGGAUGGGCUCAGACCAUUGUUCAAAUCUUCCUCAUGGGCGGACACAUUCUCAUGUGGACCAUUUGCAUGAAUACCCUUACAAACAGCACAGUCUGCACAGUCGUUUGGGCGGCAGUUGGAAUGAUCUUCUUCUGGCUCUUCAACAUUCCGAGAACACUGAAGUACACGAGUUGGAUGUCGGCGGCAUCCUGCAUAUCCAUCGUCGUGGCUGUUCUCAUUACCGUCGUCGACGUUGCCAUUGAGAAGCCGAUUGGAAGUGGAUCCAUCGACAUCUUCCGAAAGCUCGGCUUUUCCCCUGCGUUCCUGGCUGUCACCAACAUCGCCGGUGCGUUUGCCAGCCAUUCCAUCUUCUUUAGCGUCAUCGCCGAGUUCAAGAACCCCGACGACUGGCCAAAGGCCCUCGCAUUCCUUCAAAUCACGGAUACCACGCUCUACCUCAUUUCGGCGGUCAUCAUCUACGUCUACGUCGGCCCGGACGUCCCAUCCCCGGCUCUGUCUGCGGCCGGAAGCCCUACCAUCCGAAAGGCGAUCUGGGGCGUUGCGAUCCCCACAAUUGGCAUCGCGGCUGUGAUUUACGCCCAUGUGGCGUCGCAGUACGUGUUUGCGCGUAUUUUUGGCAACACCAAACACGUUAUUAGGAGGACAAAAGUGUCCACCAUUGCCUGGCUCCUCAUCACGCUUGUGAUUUGGGGAAUCGGCAUGGUGAUUUCCGAGUCCAUCCCUGUAUUCAACCACCUGCUGGGUCUUGUCUCUGCUGCUUUCGCCAGUUGGUUUUCUUUUGGACUGCCGGGCAUCUUCUGGUUGUGGAUGCACUACGGAAACUGGUUCUCCAACUGGAAGCAAAAAACAGGCUUUGUUAUGACCGUGAUUCUGCUGCUUGUCGGAAUCAUCCUCUGCGUUUUGGGGCUUUGGGUGUCGAUUGAAUCCAUCGCGAGUGCAUCAACAACAAAACCAUGGACAUGCGCUAGUAAUGCGGCAGAGUAA